This is a messenger RNA of Trichoderma asperellum CBS 433.97, 831 nucleotides long. It is a transcript of the gene UBC35, whose product is annotated as Ubiquitin-conjugating enzyme E2 35. The record is from RefSeq and is a predicted model, not a curated record. Lineage: Eukaryota; Fungi; Ascomycota; Sordariomycetes; Hypocreales; Hypocreaceae.
CUCUGCCUUGCUGUUUGCCGUGCUCUUAUCGCAAACAGCCCCUCGGGCCUGCCUGGGGUCUUUUCAGUGUCGCAUGCCCCGCCUUAUAUUUCCUCCCUGCAACAUUCUCAGUCAUCACGUCCUCUCUCAAGCCCACCUAAACUAACGACUGCAACAUUAUCAGUUGGAGUUGUCGGCGCGGGGCCUCCAGACUCCCACUCUCUUUAUUUUCAUCUUUGCAUCAUACCAAACUGUAUCAUUUCUCAGGACAGCAAAAGUUACGCCAAGAUGGCCCUCCCAAAGCGCAUCGUGAAGGAAACAGAACGGCUGAUGGCCGAACCAGUCCCCGGAAUCAGCGCUGUGCCUCACGAAGAUAACCUGCGGUACUUUGACGUCGAGAUCCACGGCCCCGCAUCCUCACCAUACGAAGGCGGCAUUUUCAAGCUGGAGCUCUUCCUCCCAGAUGACUACCCUAUGACUCCUCCGAAGAUUCGAUUCCUUACAAAGAUCUUCCACCCGAACGUUGACAAGCUGGGUCGCAUUUGUCUAGAUGUGCUUAAGAAUAACUGGUCGCCUGCGCUGCAGAUUCGAACGAUUCUGCUUUCCAUCCAGGCCCUUCUCGGCGCUCCCAACCCCGAUGAUCCCCUCGCCCCCGACGUUGCUAAGAGCUGGAAAGAAGACGAAGCUGCAGCCAUCGCGACGGCAAAGGACUGGACCCAGAAGUAUGCAAAGGCAUAAAUAAGUACAGAAAAAGAAAAAGAAAAACGAGAGAUAAAAAAGAUAUAUAUAUAUACGUGUCGAAGACUUGCGAUAAGAUUCGGGCAUGCGUAAACAGGUUUUUUUUUUUUUUUU